GGCCGCUUUCCCGUCCCCUCCUUCGUGAGGGGAAAAGUGGAGGCCGGGGCAGCUUGGAGGCGCCUCCUGUUGUUGUUUAUUCCCAGAGCCGCCGUUUCUGACUGGAAUGAAGCGGGUGGAGAGGGGACUGAGGCCUUCCUCGCUGUUUCUCUUUCUCUGAGGAGGGAGAAGACGAGGAGGGGGGUUGCCAUGCCCGAGCAGUGACUCCAGAGCGGAUCGAUCAUGGCUGAGGCGAGGUGGGACGGGCUCCGGAGCCGGGACGCAGCCGACAGGGAGGCCGCCCUCGACAGCCUCAGGCUCGCCGUCCUCAAGGCCAGCGAGGCGGUGGCCAAAGCGGGGCACGAGCAGGAGCAGAAGGAGGGCAGCCCGGGAGGGUCCGCUCCCUCGGCCCCGGGGCCCCGCCUCAACGCCAUGCUGGCCCGGCUCCUCAUGCUCUCCAAGCGCUGCCCCUUCAGGGACGUCCGGGAGAAGAGCCAGGCCAUCCUCGGCAGCGUCCAGGAACUUGGCAUUAGGAUCCCUAGACCACUGGGGCAAGGACCAAGCAGAUUCAUCCCAGAAAUGGAGAUUCUCCAAAUGAGUGCUGAAGAUCCCCAAAUGCAUGCUCUGUUUGCAGAGUCUUUCACAACUUUAGGGCAUUUGGACAACAUUACCUUGAUCAUGGUUUUCCAUCCUCAAUAUCUGGAGAGCUUUCUGAAAACUCAGCAUUAUCUGUUGCAGAUGGAUGGUCCGCUGCCUCUUCACUAUCGACACUACAUAGGUAUCAUGGCUGCAGCUAGGCAUCAGUGCUCCUACUUGGUCAACCUCCAUGUCAAUUACUUUCUGAAUGUUGGUGGGGAUCCUAAGUGGCUGAAUGGUCUAGAGAAUGCACCUCAAAAACUUCAGAAUUUGGGUGAAUUGAAUAAAAUCCUGGCACACAGACCAUGGCUUAUUACCAAAGAACAUAUUGAGCAUCUUCUGAAGACUGAUGAACAUAGCUGGUCAUUAGCAGAGCUGAUCCAUGCUGUAGUUCUCCUUACACACUAUCAUUCACUCGCCUCUUUCACCUUUGGUUGUGGGAUCAAUCCAGAAAUUCAUUGUGAUGGUGGUCACACAUUCAGGCCUCCUUCUGUUAGUGAUUAUUGCAUUUGUGACAUUACAAAUGGAAACCAUGGUGCAUAUGAGGCACAGGGUCCAGCUGCAAAUUGUACAACCACAGAGCCUUUGUGUGAAGUAGAAGCACUUAUGGAAAAAAUGAAGCAACUGCAGGAAUCCAGAGAUGAAACUACAGCCAGUCAAGAAGAAAAGGCCACUCGGUUUGAGAAGGAGAAGAGGGAAAGCAUGUUGGUGGGUUGUUCAGAGGAUGAAGAAUUGGCAGCAACAAGAGAUGUGUCUCGCCACUUUGAGGAUACUAGCUAUGGUUAUAAAGACUUUUCCAGGCAUGGGACACAUGUGCCUACUUUCCAUGUUCAGGACUAUUCAUGGGAGGACCAUGGCUAUUCCCUGGUAAACCGUCUCUACCCAGAUGUUGGACAGCUGAUUGAUGAAAAAUUUCAAAUCGCCUAUAACUUGACUUACAACACUAUGGCCAUGCAUAAAGAUGUGGAUACCUCAAUGCUUAGAAGAGCAAUCUGGAAUUAUAUCCACUGUAUGUUUGGAAUAAGAUAUGAUGAUUAUGAUUAUGGUGAAAUUAACCAGCUACUGGACCGCAGCUUUAAAAUUUAUAUCAAAACUGUGGUAUGUGCUCCUGAGAGAACCACAAGUAGAAUGUAUGACAGCUUCUGGAGGCAGUUCAAGCACUCUGAGAAGGUUCAUGUCAAUUUGCUUCUUAUAGAAGCCCGGAUGCAGGCAGAACUGCUUUAUGCUCUGAGAGCCAUUACUCGCUACAUGACCUGAAAUCUCUGGCUAAUGAUGAUGAAGGUGCUGCCUACCAUGGGAUGCUAAUGAGCUUAGACUCAGUGGUGGCUGAAAGCGGCAAAAGUCAUUGUGCCAUAACUCUUUUUAGUCUCAGCUCAUUCCUCCAGGAAAUAUCACUGCUCUUGCUGAGCUUUGGUAGUAGGAGACAAUGUUAUUCAGAAGGGUUCCCUGAUUGCUAUGGCCUCCUCCCAUUAGCACAGAGAACCAUGGUUUGUGGCAAACAGGUAGUUAAUUGCUUAAAUCUUGGAAUUGUCACAGAUAAAUUCUGAAGCACAAGGAACAUUUAGGGGGACUUCUGCUUUUGAUAAAAAAAAGAUUAUUUUUUUUUAAAGAAAAGACCUGAUGCUGCUGUAUAUGGUGGUGAAUUGAAGAGAUCAGUGAUUCCAAUUAAGCUACAAGUGAAAGCAAGCAAAGCUAUUGUCUGAGCCUUUAUUUUCUAUGUAUUAAGCUCCUUGCUAGUAACUAGAAAUGGAACUGUAUUCCACACUGCCUGUUUGAAUUGUGACAAGAAUUUCUUGUUAUUUUUGAGCUGUAUGCUAAACAAAUAGCUGCUGGCCUGGACUUGUUCACAAUGGUGUGGUAUAAUCAGUUGAGAGAGUGAACUUUCAAAGCUGCUUUAGAAUAGUAAAUUCUUGGGAACAAUGUCCUGUUUCUCCUCCCAUUGUUCCUGGGAGCCUUCUGAGGUGUGCAAAUGUUAAGUUGGAACUUAAGCAGCAUCUCAAUACCUUGCUUACUCAUGGCUGUGGUCUGUUAUUUAGAAGUGGCUUAUGUAGUCAAGCAAAAAAAUAUAACAGCAACAGAUUAAGUUUGGUAUACAGCUGUUCUUGGAAACUAUAUGGACACUUAUGUAUGAGUGUAAAUUGUUCUGAAAUCUGUCAGUAUUACUGAAUUGUUUGAAUAAAACAUUUUCUCUCUUA
Molecule: messenger RNA, 2810 nt
Organism: Anolis carolinensis (green anole)
Lineage: Eukaryota; Metazoa; Chordata; Lepidosauria; Squamata; Anolidae
Gene: sesn1
Product: sestrin 1
Exons: 10
Coding region: 223-1872 (549 amino acids)
Biological process (GO): negative regulation of TORC1 signaling; regulation of response to reactive oxygen species; cellular response to leucine starvation
Cellular component (GO): nucleus
Molecular function (GO): L-leucine binding; oxidoreductase activity, acting on peroxide as acceptor
Source: RefSeq, a predicted model, not a curated record